CUUCUCUCUUUUUAGGGUUCUUCUUCGCUUCCAAUGGCGCAGGCACUGGAGGCUGCCGUGAGCCGGCUGGAGGCUGCGGUGGGGCGCUUGGAGGCGCUAGAAUCCCGCCUUGCUGCUGGAGGUGGCGGUGUCAAGUCCGAGCGAUUCCCCGAUGCAGCAAAUCUGGAGCUGGAAUCGGCGGGAGCACCCUCGGUGGCUGCAUUUGAGGAGCUUGUAUCGGCAAGCGUUGGCAGGGUGAUGGCAGCUGCGGAGAAGAUUGGAGGCCAGGUCUUGGAAGCUAGCAAGCUGAUCAAGGAGGCAUUUGAGGAAGAGAGGAAAAUCGUGCGAGCGAUCUCCCAAUGCAAGGAACCGAGCAUGGAGGAGCUCCAAAAGCUAGUUCAUCCGUUAGCUUUGCUGUUGAUGAAGGCGCAUUCUCUAACGGAAGGAAGGAGGACGGAUGCCUUCAACAAUAUCAAAGUUAUAGCGGAAAGCUUGCAAUCUCUCUCAUGGGUCGUCUACACCAAACAAUCGGGCAUGCCCAAGCCCAUAAGUCAAGUGGAGGAAAGCUGGCAGUCGGCCGAGUUCUACAACAAUAAGGUUCUCAUUGAAUUCCGAGCGAAGAAUCCAGACCAAGCGGAGUGGGCUAAGGCCAUAAAAGAGCUUUUCUUCCCCGGAUUGAGAGAUUACGUCAAGCAGUUUCAUGCGACUGGGCCAUCUUGGAAUCCCAAAGGCGUUGAGGUGAAGCAGUAUCUGGAAGGUCCAGCCCCUCCGAAAGUACCAAAAGCGCCCUCGCCGCCGGGUCCUCCACCGCCUCCAGGCCCUCCACCUCUCCCCACUGCAGCCGCUCCAGUGCCUGCAGCGGCUGGUGCCUCCAAACCGUCCAUGAGCGCAGUAUUUAAGGACAUCAACAAGGGUGGAUCAGUGACGUCAGGAUUAAGGAAAGUGACCGAUGACAUGAAGACGAAGAACAGAGCUGAGAGACCGGGCUUUGUCCAGGCAUCUGAGAAAACGUCAAACGUUGCUGUCACUCAGCCGAAGGCGUCUACUCCCGUAUUUGAACUGCAACUUGAUCGAAAAUGGGUGGUAGAGAACCAGACGAACAACAAGGAGAUUAUAAUAAGCGAGUGCAAUCCAAGGCAGUCCGUGUACAUAUUUGGCUGCAAGGGCUCAGUCAUUCAGAUUCGAGGGAAAGUCAAUAACGUGACAUUUGACAAGUGCUCUAAGACGGGCCUGGUGUUCAAGGACGUUGUUGCCGCUUGCGAGGUUGUGAACUGUACGAGCGUUGAGGUCCAAUGCCAGGGAAUGGCACCAACUAUCGCAGUGGACAACACGAACGGAUGUCAGCUCUACUUGAGUAGAGAGUCUCUAAAGGCGUCUAUCACCACCGCCAAAUCCAGCGAGAUCAACGUCCUCGUACCUGGUUCUACUGCCGAGGACGACUAUGUGGAGCACGCUCUGCCAGAGCAAUUUGUCAAUGUGUAUGAAGACGGUCGCUUUGUGACGACGCCAGUGGCUCACUCUGGAGGCUGACGGAGGCUGAAGUUCUCAUCGCUCCUCGUGGAUGGAAGCAGCCACGGAAGAAUAAAGAAUGAGAUUGCAGCAGAAAACUGUGAGUGGAUGAAUUUGGAUUGCGGUUAACUGUCCCUGCACUACAUUCAUAGGUAUAAUGAGAUCCAGGCAAGGCUGCUGUUGCUCGUCACCUUUUCCUUUUUUUUCUUUUCUUUUCUUCUCUCUUUGCGUAGGCAUCUUUGUUUGUCGCGUUGCCCUGGGGCCCCCACACAAGGACAAUCUCUCAGGGCUGGCUGUAGAAAAUGCUCUAUCGGCUGUAUUGCAGAAGCUGGCUGCGAAAUACUAAAGCUUUGGUCUAAAGCUUCUUGCUA
This is a messenger RNA of Selaginella moellendorffii, 1859 nucleotides long. Its product is annotated as cyclase-associated protein 1. The coding region runs from base 34 to 1509 and encodes 491 amino acids. Gene Ontology annotation, cellular component: cytoplasm. NCBI's taxonomy places the organism in Eukaryota, Viridiplantae, Streptophyta, Lycopodiopsida, Selaginellales, Selaginellaceae. The record is from RefSeq and is a predicted model, not a curated record. Gene Ontology annotation, biological process: regulation of adenylate cyclase activity; cytoskeleton organization. The transcript is spliced from 10 exons. Gene Ontology annotation, molecular function: actin binding; adenylate cyclase binding.